UGAUCUGGCACGCAAGGCGCUCCAACAUCAGCAACUGAGCCCGAGAGGACAACGGCCACAAUCUUUCACCUCAUAUGCUGUUAUCCACAGCUGUCGAUAAAAAUGUUGCACAUUGGCAAUCAAUAGACCUAGCGACAUGCACUCCAGAGGGAAACACGAUCGCUAAUUCACCAAGCUGUGCAGACAGCGGCAGAUCAAAUUACCCGUUCGCGUUUUAUUUUGUUCAUUUUUUCCCGACAGAAACAACUUCUGAAAAUGGUGGACACCCAGAGACUGUACAUUUGGCCCUAAGGCCUUGCACUUGCGUUUUGCGGAAAUUAUUGGCCUUGCUGUAACCAAUAGGUUUUCGGCUUGGUCAUAGUUAUCUGGCUUGUUUGCUUGCCUUGGGUAAGUAAGGUGAAACCCUUAUACCGCAAAUGGAAAUCGAAUAAUCGGAAGACGGCUAGACCCCGAUCCAAUGCAAAGUUGCCCCUUCGCACCCGGAUAUUACCUACAAUUGUAAAAUAUUACGAUUGGAAGGGAAGAUGUGGUUGAAACUAUUUUUCUUGCUGCUGUACUUCUUGGUGUUGUUCGUUUUGGCGAGGUUUUUUGAAGCCAUUGUUUGGUAUGAAACUGGUAUAUUCGCCACUCAGUUGGUGGAUCCCGUAACACUGAGCUUUAAAAAACUGAAAACGAUCCUGGAAUGCCGAGGGUUGGGAUAUUCGGGACUGCCAGAAAAGAAGGAUGUCCGGGAGCUGGUCGAAAAAUCGGGCGAUCUGAUGAAGGGAGAACUGUACUCUGCGCUGAAGAACGAGGAGGAGCAGGCCGAGGCCGCCUCGAGCACCACCUUCACUGGCGAGAUGCACUUUUACGAACUAGUGGAAGAUACGAAGGAUGGCAUCUGGUUAGUCCAGGUGAUAGCCAAAGACAGAAACCCUCUGGUGAGUAAAGCCAACUGGGGGAAAAUGGUCAAAAAGGUGUCCCAGUUCGGCAUCCGGACAGGUACUUUCAACUGCUCCAGUGACUCCAGGUACUGCCGUAAGCGGGGCUGGCUCAAGUCCACCCUGAUCAUGUCGGUGCCACAGACCAACACGUCAAAGGGCCGGGUUAUGCUGAAGGAGUACGGCGGCACCCGUGUGGAGACCGAGCACAUCUUCAAGUGGAUGACGGCACACGUGGCCUCACGCAUCAAGACCAUCCGCACGCCACAGCAGCUGCAGCAGGAGUGGCAGCGUGGCGAGCGCCACCUGCUCAAGAUGUUCCUCAUUGCCGAGCUGGUGCAGCCGCCGGCGUUCUUCUCGGCACUCAGCGUCAAGUUCACCGGUCGCAUCGAGUUCAUCUUUGUGGACGCACAGGGCUGGGGCAAGGAGAGCUGCAUGCGGGAAAUAGGCGUGCCCCAGGUGCCCUCAUAUGUGCUGAAGAGCCCUGAGGGCAUGUACCGCUAUGGCAACAGCACUGGUGAAUUCAUCUCACUCCAUGCCAUGGACACCUUCCUGCGCUCAGUGCAGCCAGAGGUCAAUGACCUUUUUGUGCUCAGCCUGGUAAUGGUCAACCUCAUGGCUUGGAUGGAUCUGUUCAUUACGCAGGGUGCCACGAUCAAGCGCUUUGUGGUCCUUAUCAGCACCCUGGGGACCUACAACUCCCUGCUGGUCAUCUCCUGGCUGCCCAUCCUGGGCUUCUUGCAGCUUCCUUACCUGGACAGCUUCUAUGAGUACAGCCUAAAGCUGCUCCGAUAUGCGGACACCACGACACUGGCCUCCUGGGUGCGGGCAGACUGGACCUUCUACUCCUCACACCCAGCGCUCUUCAUCGGCACAUACCUGGGCCACGGCCUGCUCGUCGAUUACUUCGAAAAGAAGCGGCGGCGUGGCAGCAACGAGGAGGAAUUGAAUGCCAACAACCUGGAGUGGCUGUCCAGCCUGUGGGACUGGUACAGCAGCUACCUCAUCCACCCCAUCGCCUCCUUCCACAACCUCCCCCACGAGUCUGACUCUGACUGGGACAACGACCCCAGUCUCCUGCUUGAGCGGCUAGCCUUCCCUGACCUCUGGCUCCACCCACUUGUCCCCACCGACUACAUCAAGGGCCUGUCCACGUGGCGCUUCCAGUGUCACGACGGGGGUGGGGACAUGGACGGGCAUGGCCGAGGUGGUGGCGGUGAGUCUGAGGGGGAGUCCCAGGGUGAGCGGGAGGAGCCUUUGGAUGAUGACCACUGCAGUGCUGAGGACGGGGACGGGGAAGGGGAAGAGGGGGGGGAGGCAGCCUAUGGGGGCAGGGCUUGCAGGGAGAAGGGGGAGCUGGUAGAGGCAGACUGGUCCUCCUGGCCUGCCUGCAUGCUCCGCUGCACAGAGUGCGUGGUGUGCCUGGAGAACUUCGAGGAUGGCUGCCUUGUCAUGGGGCUCCCCUGCGGCCAUGUGUUCCACCAGCAGUGCAUCGUAGUCUGGCUGGCGGCAGGGCGCCACUGCUGCCCUGUCUGCCGGUGGCCGUCCUAUAAGAAAAAGCCUGACAGACCAAGGGUGGUUCACAAACAGCGCCCCUAGUGGAGAGGAGGGUGUGUGACUGGAACGCUGCUGCUCUGGAACCUGCUUCCUGCUCUUGACUUCUCUUAAUACUUGAUGUGUCAAUCUUAGUCGUUAGAGCUCUGUUAGACUGUUUUUCUUUUUGUGGUUUGAUCCUUAUUUUAAGGCAGACAGAUUGGGAAGAAAAAGCUGAUGUUAUACUAGAAGCAUUAAUAUUGGGGAAAAACAUUUGGUUGCCUUGUACUUAAAAGAAAUUAACAUGAAAGCAGCUCAAAGUUAAACUAAAAAAACUCAGGCACCUUGAAACAAAACCACAAGAAUUAAAAGGUCACAUUCAAAGAAGUUCCUUUUGCUGUCAAAUCUCAGAAAGGAGAGUAAACUGAAAUCUUCACUAUUAAGCUUCACUAUUAAGUAUAUACUUCUGAAAACAUGCCCUGUGCCCUACUAAACACAGGUUACUGUAAUUCAGAAUUUUGCUUCAAAGCAUUUCUUUCCCUCGUCUGGUUGAAUUCUGUCCCAUGUAUUUUCUCCUCCAAGUUAUACCUCCAAAGGCACAAGAAAGAGACUACAUUUCAGAGAGAAUUUAGUUUCAACACAUUGUGAAACUAGCAGCAGCUUGCUGUUAUUGAAAUGACAGGUGCUUUUGGAGAACAGCCUGUAAUCUGUGCUGAUCUACGGGGUACCUCCUCCUGGUUCUGCAGGCCAGAAGCAGUAGGACUGAUAGGAUAGGUGUGAUAGAAGACUGUACUUUGGCAUCCUCUGCCCUGUUUCUUCACCCUGCCUAUAGAGCUGAGGAGGGGUGUCCAAAACAACAGUACAUUAGAUAGCUGGGGGAGGAGGGGAUGAGCCGGUUUGAGAUAAGUAGUAUGGGGGUUUGUAAGAACACAGUUUGUGCCCAUCCCAUAAUUCUCCCUUCUGCAGCCUCAUGUGGAGAAGCCUCUCUCAGCUUUCUUCGAGGUCCAGGAAGCCUCCAUGGGUGUGUCUGUGGAGAAGACGAGCCUCUGGAGAAAGGUUACGCAUGUGUCCGUCACGCCUCGGCAGCCCUCCAGCUUACGGGGGCUGGGCACUUUGGAACCCGAGAUGCAACAGCAGAGGGUACCAUGGUGGCAAAGGUUUGCAGUGCACGUCAGGCGUGAGGCAUAGGCAUCCGUGCGAUCCAACUGUGGUGCGCUUUGCCUGUCACUGUAAAUGACAGCAAGGGACAUGUGUAUUCGCUCAGCACAUGACACUCUUUUUUUAACUUCAACACCUGCUGACUGUGGUCUGUGUGAAACAGUGGAAAACAGUUAGAAAUUGGUCCUUGCGGUUAAGGACUGAGUGCGUUCUUGGUGGAUUGAGUUGAUGUUGAAGAAACCGGUCAUAAUUGGUCAUGCAUAGUGAGAACCACUCCACACCCAACCCUGAAAAAUGGACUACAUUAGUACACUGCACAAGUAUUUGCUCAUUAUUUUUCAAAUCCAGAUAACAGGUAAUUGUUUGCACCAGGUGCACAUCAAGACUCAAACACUAAGGACAACGAUAGUUCCUGUCAUUGUUGUUAAUGACAGCUUUGAAACAUGGAAGUGAGUGUUACAUGUGUAGAGUUGUCACUGUUCUUUGAAUUUGACCAAGAGGGAACCAAAUGUUUUUUUUUAUUAUGAUUAUUGAGGAUUGUGGAAAAAGAGCCAAAUAUAUAUGUAAAAUCCUAAUUUUAA
Megalops cyprinoides (Indo-Pacific tarpon) is the source of this 4192-nucleotide messenger RNA. RefSeq names its product ring finger protein 103 (gene rnf103). NCBI's taxonomy places the organism in Eukaryota, Metazoa, Chordata, Actinopteri, Elopiformes, Megalopidae. The transcript is spliced from 4 exons. Gene Ontology annotation, biological process: protein ubiquitination. Gene Ontology annotation, cellular component: endoplasmic reticulum. Bases 525 to 2519 code for a protein of 664 amino acids. Gene Ontology annotation, molecular function: ubiquitin-protein transferase activity. The record is from RefSeq and is a predicted model, not a curated record.